Molecule: messenger RNA, 3360 nt
Organism: Telopea speciosissima
Lineage: Eukaryota; Viridiplantae; Streptophyta; Magnoliopsida; Proteales; Proteaceae
Product: glycine dehydrogenase (decarboxylating), mitochondrial
Exons: 15
Coding region: 11-3175 (1054 amino acids)
Biological process (GO): glycine decarboxylation via glycine cleavage system
Cellular component (GO): mitochondrion; glycine cleavage complex; apoplast
Molecular function (GO): pyridoxal phosphate binding; glycine dehydrogenase (decarboxylating) activity; glycine binding
Source: RefSeq, a predicted model, not a curated record
CGUCUAAUACAUGGAGCGCGCUCGGAAACUAGCUAACAGGGCGUUCCUCAGGCGCCUGGUUUCGGAUUCCAAGCAGCCGCAGCGCCAUACUUCUUCUACACAUUCGUCGCCGGCGUUGUUCCAUCCUGCGAGGUAUGUUUCUUCCCUCUCUCCCUCUGCAUUCCCAGCAGCAGCUUCUUCUAGAUCCGAUUUGUUACCCAGAAGAAAUGCUCCCGCCAGCAUUGGUUGCAAUCUUCUUGGGUCUCAGACCCGUUCCAUCUCCCUUGAAUCCUUGAAACCAAGCGAUACAUUCCCCCGUCGUCACAACUCUGCCACCCCUAAAGAGCAGACCUUGAUGGCGGAAUCAUGUGGGUUUCCCUCCCUUGAUUCCCUUAUCGAUGCAACUGUCCCUAAGGCUAUUCGGAUCGAACCCAUGAAGCUUCCUAAGUUCGACGAGGGCUUGACAGAGAGCCAGAUGAUCGAACACAUGAACAAACUGGCAUCUAGGAAUAAGGUCUUCAAGUCCUUUAUUGGGAUGGGCUAUUACAACACCUCAGUCCCUCCUGUGAUCCUGAGGAACAUCAUGGAGAACCCUGGUUGGUACACACAGUACACUCCUUACCAGGCCGAGAUAUCUCAGGGUCGCCUCGAGUCUCUCCUCAACUACCAGACCGUGAUUACCGACCUCACUGGCCUUCCCAUGUCCAAUGCUUCCCUGCUCGACGAGGGUACUGCUGCUGCGGAGGCAAUGUCCAUGUGCAAUAACAUCCAGAAGGGCAAGAAGAAGACUUUCCUUAUCGCGAGCAACUGCCACCCUCAGACCAUCGAUGUAUGCCAGACCAGAGCUGAUGGCUUCGACCUCAAGGUGGUUACAGCUGAUCUCAAGGAUUUCGACUACAAGUCUGGAGAUGUUUGUGGGGUUCUUGUACAGUAUCCAGGCACUGAAGGAGAGAUUUUGGAUUAUGGGGAGUUCGUAAAGAAUGCUCAUGCAAAUGGGGUGAAAGUUGUAAUGGCGACCGAUCUCCUGGCGCUCACCAUGUUGAAGCCUCCCGGUGAAUUUGGUGCUGAUAUUGUCGUUGGCUCCGCUCAGAGGUUUGGGGUCCCAAUGGGCUAUGGAGGUCCUCACGCCGCAUUCCUGGCCACCUCCCAGGAUUACAAGAGGAUGAUGCCCGGUAGAAUCAUCGGUGUCAGUGUCGACUCAGCCGGAAAGCCUGCUCUGCGUAUGGCGAUGCAGACCAGGGAGCAGCAUAUCCGUAGGGACAAGGCCACCAGCAACAUCUGCACUGCUCAGGCGUUGCUUGCAAACAUGGCUGCUAUGUAUGCGGUCUACCAUGGACCUGGAGGUCUCAAAACCAUUGCUCAACGUGUCCACGGUCUUGCUGGGGUUUUCGCACAUGGGCUAAAGAAACUUGGGACUCUGGACGUUCAAGGGCUCCCCUUCUUUGACACUGUAAAGAUUAUGUGUGCUGAUGCACAUGCUAUUGUUGAUGCUGCUUACAAGAAUGAGAUGAAUCUGCGAAUUGUAGAUUCAAACACAAUAACUGUAUCCUUCGACGAAACCUCUACCUUAGAGGAUGUGGAUAAACUAUUUUCAGUCUUUGCAUGUGGCAAGCCUGUUCCUUUUACUGCUGCAUCUCUGGCACCAGAGGUUCAGACUGCAAUCCCAUCUCAACUCACAAGAGAGAGUCCGUACUUGACUCACCAAAUCUUUAACAUGUACCAUACGGAACACGAACUCCUCAGAUACAUUCACAGAUUACAGUCUAAAGAUCUGUCACUCUGCCACAGCAUGAUUCCUCUGGGAUCUUGUACAAUGAAAUUGAAUGCAACAGUAGAGAUGAUGCCAGUGACAUGGCCUAGCUUUGCUGCCAUUCACCCCUUUGCUCCUGUCGAGCAAGCUAUGGGUUAUCAGGAAAUGUUCGAGGAUUUGGGUGAACUAUUGUGUGCCAUCACUGGAUUUGAUUCAUUCUCACUGCAACCCAAUGCUGGUGCUGCUGGCGAGUAUGCUGGGCUGAUGGUUAUCCGUGCUUACCAUAUGGCAAGAGGAGACCAUCACCGUAAUGUGUGCAUUAUACCCGUCUCGGCACAUGGAACUAAUCCUGCAAGUGCAGCCAUGUGUGGAAUGAAAAUUGUUUCUGUUGGAACUGAUGCCAAGGGAAACAUUAACAUUGAAGAGUUAAGGAAGGCCGCAGAAGCCAAUAGGGAUAACCUAUCUGCUCUUAUGGUCACAUAUCCUUCCACUCAUGGAGUUUAUGAAGAAGGCAUUGAUGAGAUCUGCAAGAUAAUUCAUGACAAUGGUGGUCAAGUUUACAUGGAUGGGGCUAACAUGAAUGCACAGGUGGGCCUAACAAGCCCAGGUUGGAUUGGAGCAGAUGUUUGUCAUCUCAAUCUCCAUAAAACAUUUUGCAUCCCUCAUGGUGGAGGUGGUCCUGGCAUGGGACCCAUUGGUGUGAAAAAGCACUUGGCGCCAUUCCUGCCAUCACAUCCUGUGGUGCCUACUGGUGGUAUACCAUUGCCUGAAAAAUCCCAGCCUCUUGGUACCAUUUCAGCUGCACCCUGGGGUUCUGCACUUAUUCUGCCAAUUUCCUACACCUACAUAGCCAUGAUGGGAUCAAAGGGACUCACAGAAGCAUCAAAGAUAGCAAUCUUGAAUGCAAACUACAUGGCAAAGUGUUUGGAGAACCACUACCCCAUUCUUUUCCGUGGUGUCAACGGCACGGUUGCCCAUGAAUUUAUCAUCGAUUUAAGAGGUUUUAAGAAUACUGCUGGGAUAGAGCCCGAAGAUGUUGCUAAGCGUCUUAUAGAUUAUGGAUUCCAUGGACCAACAAUGUCAUGGCCAGUUCCAGGCACACUUAUGAUUGAACCAACCGAGAGCGAAAGCAAGGCUGAGCUAGACAGGUUUUGUGAUGCUCUUAUAUCCAUCAGACAAGAAAUUGCACAGAUAGAAUCUGGGAAAGCUGAUAUUAACAACAAUGUUCUCAAGGGAGCUCCUCAUCCACCGUCAGUUCUCAUGGCAGAUACUUGGACUAUGCCAUAUUCACGGGAUUAUGCGGCUUUCCCUGCUUCUUGGCUCCGUACUUCUAAGUUCUGGCCUACAACAGGACGGGUGGAUAAUGUCUAUGGUGACCGGAAUCUCAUCUGCACCCUUCUCCCAGCAUCACAAGCUGUUGAAGAGCAAGCUGCAGCAACCGCAUAAUCGUCAACAUGCUCUGCAUAUACCUCACAGGAAGAAAAAGCCAUCUCAGUCCCUCUUAAUUGUAUAUAGACAGUCCAUAUUUAUACACUGAUGCAGUUGCUGACUUUCAAGCUUCAUAAUAUGAUAUCUGAUCACCUGCUUCUUCCAAUAAUAUUUGUUGCUGAUUGCAACUCAAGUUUCUGUAA